Messenger RNA from Cheilinus undulatus (humphead wrasse), 3073 nucleotides. RefSeq names its product vang-like protein 1. Gene Ontology annotation, cellular component: plasma membrane. Bases 370 to 1980 code for a protein of 536 amino acids. Gene Ontology annotation, biological process: multicellular organism development. NCBI's taxonomy places the organism in Eukaryota, Metazoa, Chordata, Actinopteri, Labriformes, Labridae. The transcript has 9 exons. The record is from RefSeq and is a predicted model, not a curated record.
CCUGAGCCAUCUGAGGAUCAACAUCAUGAAGUGACACAUUGCCUUAAAAAUCAACAAUUAUUUUAACUGUAUUUAUGAUAAAACCCUUAAAAAGUAGGCCUUUGUCUUCCAGUGACUUGCAGUGUGGUACUGUGAUGGAUGCCUCUCUGCACUGCUUUCUGUGCAUCUUGGUUGAUGUUUCCUCACCGGGCGCCCCCAGGGUCGCUUUCAAGCCUGACUGCCGACAGCUCGCCACCCCUGUCAGCCUCCUGAGCGAGCAAAUCGAGCGCCUCUGGCUCGACAUCAGCGUGCUCUGUGUGUGCCUGCGGUCCAGCCGAGCAGCCGCUGUGUUGCCUUGAGCCCAGCUCGACUGGGCGGGACUGCUUCGUCAUGGAUACGGAGUCCACCUACUCUGGGUAUUCCUACUACUCGGGACGCUCCCGGGGAUCGCACAGGCAUGGGGAGCGAAGCCGAGACCGCCACAAAUCCCGCAGCAAAGACAGCCGCUCGGAAAAGUCUGUGACAAUAAACACGCCGCCAGCAGAGCCGUUGCUGGGCGACUCGGCUGUUCGAGGCGAGACGGUCCAGGAUGACAACUGGGGCGAGACCACCACGGCCGUCACGGGCACGUCGGAGCACAGCCUCUCUCAGGAGGACAUCGUCCGCAUCACCAAGGACCUGGAGGACAGCGUGGGCCUGGACUGCCGCCGUUACUUCACCCUGACCCUGGCCGUCAUCCUGGGCCUGCUGGUGUUCCUGACGCCGCUGGCCUUCCUCGUGCUCCCCCACCUCCUCUGGCCGGAGAAGCUGCAGAGCUGCGGCACGGCCUGCGAGGGCCUCUUCAUCUCCGUGGCCUUCAAACUGCUCAUACUGCUGCUGGCCGUGUGGGCGUUGUUCUUCAGGCCGCCGCGGGCCGGCCUCCCCCGGGUCUUUGUUUUCCGGGCGCUGCUCGCCGUACUAGUGGUGCUCUUUGUUCUCUCCUAUUGGCUGUUCUAUGGGGUCAGAAUACUGGACUCACAGGAUGAGAACUACCAAGGCAUCGUGCAGUAUGCUGUGUCCCUGGUGGACGCCUUACUCUUCAUCCACUAUCUUGCCAUCGUCCUUUUGGAGCUCCGGCAGCUCCAGCCGUGUUUCUCCGUGUGCGUGACGCGCUCCACAGAUGGCGAGACCAAGCACUACAACCUGGGACAGCUUAGUAUUCAACGUGCAGCUCUGGCCAUCUUGGAGCAUUACUACUGCGACUUCCCAGUCCACAAUCCUGCGCUGCUUUCUGCCUCCAAGUCCCGCGCAGCAAAGCACCUUGCCGGCCUUAAGGUCUACAACGUGGAUGGUGAGUUCCCAGCAGGCCUAGCUGAGGGUCCUGGGAACAAUGCAGCAGCAGGAAUGGCUCACUCCCAGUCCAGAGCCAUGAUCGCAGCCGCCGCACGCCGAAGAGAUACAAGCCACAACGAGCUGUACUACGAGGAGGCGGAGCACGAGAGGCGUGUUCGUAAACGGAAAGCACGCCUGGUGGUGGCAGUGGAAGAGGCCUUUACACAUAUAAAGCGCCUGCAGGAGGAGGAGCAGAAGAAGUCUCCAGGGGAUGUCAUGGACCCAAGAGAGGCUGCACAGGCCAUCUUCCCCUCUAUGGCUCGGGCUCUGCAGAAGUACCUGAGGACCACCAAGCAGCAGCACUGUCACAGCAUGGAGAGCAUCCAGCAGCACCUGGCCUUCUGCAUCACCAACAACAUGACACCUAAGGCAUUUCUCGAGAGCUACCUGACCCCGGGCCCCACCCUGCAGUACAGCCGGGACCACUGGCUCUCCCGUCAGUGGACGCUCAUCAGCGAGGCGUCGGUCACCAGCGGCCUAAAGGACGGUUCCAUCUUCCUCCUCAAGUGUGUGGACUUCAGCCUGGUGGUGACGGCCAAGAAGAUUCCGUACAUCCAGAUGUCGGAGGAAUAUAUCGACCCAAAGUCUCACAAGUUUGUCCUGCGGUUACAGUCGGAAACCUCCGUGUAGGACUCGUUUUUUUACACCUCACACUGCUUAGUUGCUCUCAAAUGUUUUUAUUUUGGGUUUGAAGAUUUUGUUUCUACUUUUUUUGGAAUUUUUAUAUAUUAUAUAUGAAUCUAUAUACAACAUGUUUGAAUAUAUUGAUUUGUUUGGAUGAAAAAAGAAAGGCAGUUAUUGGAUGUCUCGGACACUGUUGCGUGCACAUACAGUGUGAGUGUGCUUAUGCGUGUAUGCUGACACAAUCACACGUUCCUUUUCAUGUUUUUCACGGCCAAACAAGACUAAAACACUUGAUUUUUCUGACGAUUUUACGGAGAUUUUAGUUUCUUCAGUGGCUCCUUUUAUUUCCUUGGAAGAGAUGGACACAAAAACCACUAAGGACUGUGACGGUGUGACUUGGAUUUUUGUAUUUCUCUAUGAAUUCAGGCCUUCUUUCAAACCAAAUCAAAUCAGUUUGACAAGGACUUCAGAUUUUGCAUUAAAUGCGCUUUUUUGAUGCUAAACAUUUAAAGAAAUAACCCUUAAAGGAAUGGUUUUUCUUUUCAACCAUGCCCUCGUCACCACUUCAGGUCAUCCAUGGAGCUUCAGACACAUUUUUCUUGACUGUUACAACGUCCACACUCCAGUCAGCCUUAGGCCGGACUCAGCAGCACAAUAACACCCCCUGAGUGCUAAUCCAAGCAGCCAAAGUCGGACACUCUGACCUGUCUCUGAGCACGGCUCUUCCUCCAGGUGCAGCGGAGCAAAAUUCCAAAUAUUUCCACUCCAGUUGGGAACAACACACACAUGUCGCAUUAAACACGGGGCUGAACUCUGAAUGAACCGGAUCAGAGGAGACACUCUGAGGUGGACAUAUUGCCCUCAAACAUUUGCCCUGGUUCAGUGACCUUCUCUGGGCUUUCAUGUCCGCAGCAUCUGCCUGAUAUGACGGAGGGAGGAGGCAGCCAAGAGAGUCUACCAUGUCAGGAAUAAAAUGUACUACUGAUUACUUAUGUGGAUUUAAAAUAAAUGCUGUAAAUUCUCUUUAAAAGAUCAUUCUUAACCAAAGAUGGCCAGCAAGAGAAAAUAAAGGCCUGUUAUAGAAUUACAGGAACAUCAG